Molecule: messenger RNA, 6171 nt
Organism: Bemisia tabaci
Lineage: Eukaryota; Metazoa; Arthropoda; Insecta; Hemiptera; Aleyrodidae
Source: RefSeq, a predicted model, not a curated record
CCGCUCGGGCCCUGUGCCUGCGUCUCAUGUUGUUGCUUAUCCUUAGUGUGAGUUGAAAACUUGUGACCGCGCCGUGGCGCCUUUCAGCUUUUCCAUGUCAAAUCUUCAGUUUAACCUCUUUCCUCAAUGUCGCGGGUGAUUUUUCAUCAGAUCGUCGCACCUAUCGGAAUUGUGUAUUGCUUUUGAUGCUCGUGUGAUACUGCUGUCUUUGGAUACCCUUCUUUGUGUGCGUGAGAUUUCGAUCAAGUCACCGCAGUGUUUUUGAUUUCAAGUGUGCAUGUUUAAAUUCAAUCAUUAACUUGAGCUGAUUAUCUCAUUACCUAUUUCAAAGUGUCGAGACCGUGUUUGCAAGGGCCUCGAGUCCGAAUCCAAGCCGCGAUUGCUUUCACGAAUGUAGAUUCAAUUGUGUUCUGGUGAAGUGUCCAACAUGUGAUUACCCAUCGAGGAAGUCCGCUACUGUGGACGUAGCUCUGCGUCCGAAGGAUUACGUGUUACUUGAAAAAUGUGUCCGCGAUGAUCAUGCGGGAAGUGUUCAACCCAGCUGAGAAAAAGGUUUGUAGCGCGCAACAGCGGAGUUCAAGGGAACUAAGUGCGUUACUCGGGGAGAUCGAUGGUUCAGAAUCACGUGAUGGUUUGCGGGAACGAAAGUCUCGAUCUUCAAAAAGUGCGGAUACUUCGCAGGUCCCGACCAAGCGGGGCAGGGACGAGAGGGAUCAGAGUCUAGAGCUAGACUCAGGAAACAGGAAACUUCGCAAAAGAUCCAAGCACCGGGGGAGCUCUCCAUCUUCGGCGAAGCGGAAAAAGUCGAAGCAUAAACACAGAAGGCAUGACCAAGACAGGCCGAAAGUCGAGGCAUCAUCGGUAAGUCCGAGAGUGAACCCUAUCUUUCUAUGGGUCAGACAGGAUAACACGAAAAUUUUGGAAGUCGUAUGUGAGGACUAUGAUAAGAGGAACCGCAUAAGGUUAACUAAAACGCCAAAUGGCUGGCGCGCCAUUCCCCGCACGGAGCUUUUGGUCUCUGCCAUCAGCCGAUCUAAUUCAGUAUCUCAAACCCCAGCAUCAAAUGAUGCACGACUAGUCAACACACAGCCGUUAAGUAACUGCAAAUCUGCUGAUGCAGAAUCAAUUGAAACCAAAGAUAAUAGUCAAGGUGCUAUACAUACCGAGAAUCCUUUCAAUGCAUCAGACCGCCGUAUUUUGGAUGGUCAAACUGACCAGGAUGCGGCUCCAUGUAAAGAUACCACUAGCAGCAUUGAUGAGCCGAUAGAGGACGACUCUCGAACUCCAAGAGCAGAUGCGAAGGAAUUGGUUGCUCGGCCACUUGAGAGUGAUUCUGAGGAAAAACUCCCACCCAAAGACGAGGGUCAGGUAGAUGUUCAGAGUUCUUUGAAUUCUGUUUGUGAUAAAGUUGUUGAUUCUGUUGAUAGGUUAAGUGACGAAAGUGAGGUUGUUGAUACUGAAACUGCAGUAAACUCUGUCGUUUCUCAUGUUGGUGCUAGUGCCCCCGAAUUGAAAGAUUUCUCUGACCAUGAGACGUGCGAUGGCAAUGAGACUAAAAACGAUGCUGAAGAAGCUGUUACUGAGAAAUCGAGCACAGUGGUUAUUGAGGCUGAACAGAAAUCGGAUCAGGUUCAUCUCUUAGAGAGGGAGUCUGAAACAAUGGAAAGUCAUGCCGAGAUCUCAUCUAGUGAAGAUAUUUGUAAAGAUCAAAACAGUGAACAUCCUAACAAUCAGGAUCAGUUAGAGGAACGUGUCUCUGAGGAAAAUCGCUCAACAAUCAUCAGUGAUAAGCUGAAUCAAGAUAGCAUUGAUGUUUCCAGCGAGGAGGUAGAUUCUUCAGGUUUGAAGGACAGUCCCGUAAAAUCGGAAAAAUCUGUAGUCCCUAUUGAAGAAUCCGAAAACUCAAUUCAAUUCUCAUCUUCUGAUUCUGAGUCCACGGAACUGAGUACACUUCCUGUAAAAAUUAAAAGAGAGGAUGCUGUAGAUAUCUGCAAUAAUUUUAUAUUCUCUGGUCAAGAUGAAGACUUAUCGAAAGUAAAAUCCCUGAUGAAGGAUGUACCAGAUUUGAGCAGUCAAUCAACAAAAAAAGAAGAUCUAGGGGUCUUGAAUGAUGAUUCAGCCCAAGAUUUAAGCCAUACUACUGAAAAAUCAUCUGAUUCUUGUACAAAAGUUGUACGUAAUUUAUCUCCAACAUUGAAGAGUGAUAUUCUUUCAAUUGACAAAUUAUUACCUACCAAAUGCGAGGUGAAUCAACGAACAGAUGAAGAAGUUACUAAAUCAGGCAUGGACGUCGAGAUGAAGGACCCUGGCUCUAAAAAGACUGAUUUAUGCACGAAAACUCAAGCUUCAAUUAUCCAAAAUAACCCCGUGGAAAUGAAAACUGACAGUGCAUUGGAGAGCAUUCUAGAUUUAACAGACCCAGACUCUGAUAUACCUUUGCAUCAAAAAUUAAGACUACCCGAAGGUACUACAAUUAGUCACAUUUCGAGCGAGGCAAAGAAAAGGCCUGCAAAUGAAUUGACAGUCAGUCCGCGUCCGGCUCACACAAAUUCACAGCCCAACUUCUUAGAGACGUUGCUAUCGUAUCCUAAAAGUUGUCAUCAAAGCAGCUCUUUGAGCAUCACGAAAACUACCGAGGAGCCCUUGAAUCUCGGUAAAACGUCAAAGACGCCGGUAAAUAGUUCCAAAGUUCCAAACCCAACAGACUCAAGAAGACUGAGUGUCGACUCAAAGAAUUUCAAAGAUAAGCAUGCACGAAUGAAUGAUAUCACGUUGAAAGCUUUGCUAAAUCAAAAUAAAACUUCAGCACCCGAAAAGAAAGCGAAAAAAUACGAUUUAAAAGAGGAGGAGCUUUCAAAUGUCGACACUGCAACUAGAUCUAAACUCUUAGAACUACUCACAAGCAAACAAACAAUGAGCGAAACGAAUCAUCCUCUAGCUCAGUUGAAAGAUAUUAUGUCUAAUCCAGAUCUCAUAGUACCUGACCCUCUCUUAGUCCCCCGGGCACGACUUCCGGCUUUAAUUGCCAAUCCAGCUCGCGAAAUACCACAGCUCCUCUCACGAAAACAGGAAAAAUUGUAUCCAAAGCCAGUUCCUGACCCAGAUCUUUUAGUUGUCUCUUUGGCGCAUCUGCAAUCUAUGCUUCAGAAAUCUGGAGCCGAGGCCGAAAGUUGGCUCAAAUAUCAGCAGCAAGCCCGGCUCCUCCAGUCCCAGAUGCAGAAAGAUCAGUUCGCCUCUGGUUUAGAUCCUGCAUCUGUCUCUGCUUUGAAUCAAAUGCUCUGGCUACCAUAUCUCAAUCAAUUAGAGGCAGCCGGGGCUAAUUAUGGGAAUAAUCAAGAGCUGAUUAAUAUGCUUGGAAUGAUGACCCCAUCCCCCCACAACCAUAACUAUUAUCAGAUGAAUCCUUUCAUGGUCACUCCUCCAAGCACACCCCCCAUGAGCAGCAUGGAUUUCCAACAGCAAAUUGAAUUCCAGAAGUCGCUGGGCAUGUGGCAAGAAGCAAUAAUGAAAUCAUCCUCUAAUCAGUUUAUUCACGAUUUUCAUAAUAACAACAUAUCAAAACCUUUCACCCCGAUGGAGUCGAAUAUGAAUGCACUGGCAGCCCAACAUUACCGACAUCUGCUGGAGUCGACUCAUCCUGGCAGCAUGACAUCGGCUCGCACGAACCCGAUUUCGCCAAAUUAUCAAAAAGGUAAAUUACGAUUUCCUAAUAGUGAGCUGCACCUUAGCCCGCACCCGCACCCUCACGCUCACCCUCAGCCCCACCACAAUAGCCUCCCUCAUAUUCCAACGUCGGCGACGUCCACCUCUUGCUCCUACCAACGACAGACGUCCACGCCGAGCACCUCUCUCAACGCUCCCGCCCGCUUGUCAACUGGUCGCCAUCGCCACCAUAAUCCUAUUCAUAAGACUGAUGUCCCGAAAUCUAGCGAUAGAUACUCGUCCGGUGGCGCGGACUGGCACAAGCCGUCGCUUCCUCGCGAAGACCAUCAUAGUCCUCUGCCAUGCAAAUCCCCCAAAAUCAAGAGGAUCGAGAACCAUCCUGACACCAAACAUCCAAAUAUUUUACCAAACCUCAAUAUCGAGAUUCCUUGUGUUGAAAAGUUACCGCAAAAUACGGCUUUCAUGUCCCCUCCGCUAACGCGCGAAGCACCUGUCGAUCUUUCCGAAAUUAAGAAACUUCCCACGGUGCCAAAAUUAAAGGUGAAGCAACACCUCGUCGAUCCAAACGCGAAACCGAAGCUUCUCAAGAUCGAGGACCAGCCAGAGAUCGGGAGCACGACACAUAACGAGGAGGAUCCACAUCUCCAGCUGUGGCACCCCUUUUUUGGAAGUCAAGAGAAUUACCGAAGUCCGUGGCAGUGGACGACACCAGUGAGCGUUUCGAGCGAAUGAAAUGGGGCGAUCGGUGACCAAAGACAUUGUUGGUGACCUGCUUUGCGAUCGGCGAGCUGCUUUCGUCAAGACUAAUGGAGCUUCCUCUCCCCCACACUGCUGCAGACUUGUUUCCUCUGUUGAACCCACUCUCAUCAAUUCAUCAUCAUCGUCAUGCAUCAUCCUCAUCGUUGUCGUUUUCAUCCUCAUUCUUUGAAAAUAUUAGUAUUCUUUGAGUUUAUUUUCUAUUUUCAUUUCUCUUUCUAUUGUUGCCCUGUGUUUUUACUCAUAUAUCUCUUUUAGUGAGUCUACUCCACGCGAUGUUGAUGUUUGUUAUUAUUUGUUUAAUUAACUAAGUUGUCUUAUUUUUAAGUUAUCCAUCAUUUCUGUACCUAAGUAGUAUUUAUAAUUAAUUUAAAUCAUAGCACCAGUGUAUGAUGCCCGGUGGCGUUGCUAAAUUGUUCCUGAUGAAGAACCUGGUUGGCUCCUGCCAAAGGAGCACAUUUUACAACCCCUCCCACCCCAGCUCCCACCUCCACUUACUUAUAUUUCUUUCUCAGUAUCCGCCGCCGUCCCUCCAUUCUCAUCUUAAAAAACUAUUGUUUUGAAAAAGUCCAUACAACUAUUUCCUCCAACGGCCAUGUCCGCUAAGUAAGAAGCUCCAAUCUUAAUUCCUUACUUAGAAUGCAUAAUUUAUACUUAAUUCAUAUGCGUCUUUGAUAAAGAUUUUUAUUAAAAGUUAUAGCACAGACUGAGCUGAAGACAAUCAUUCUUUAAUAAUGGGAUUCAGUACGUCUAAAAAAAAAUACGAUCAAUAUAGUGUCUACGCGGAACUUACUUGGGGCACGCAUUUUUAAAUACCUAGUACUUAAAAUCCGUCUCAUGCUCAUAAUGAAACGCAUCGGUCUACAUUCUUCUCUCAGUUUUAAAAAUAUUUUCCUUCACCCCCCCCCCCAAAAAAAAGAGCGAGAGAAAAAAUAGAGAGGCUACUUGCAGUUUAAAAAGUACAUUCGACUGAGGCAAUACAUUUUUUGAGGUAAAUGCUCAUUCAACGAAUGGUUCUGAUUUGUCCUUCCCUUUCAAAGACUUGUCAACACACGUUAUUCACUACUUACGAAUAAAAUUUCAUUGACCUUCUAUUGUGUAGAAAUCACCGCUAGGUACGUACAUACCGUGCGCAUGUAUACGCAUACAGAGCUAUAAUCCAGCGGACAUUAUAUAGGCCCUCCUUUCCCGAUUUUGUCCAAACAAAAGUCUCCUUCCUUGGUAUCGAGAGGAAAAUAAAAGAAGAAAAACGAAAUUCCUCCUCUUACCCAUAGCUUAUCCUUACGCAUAGCAACGCCCAAAUACGAUAUUUUCUCUAAUAAAUACAUCUAAAGUAUGACGUGAGAAUAUUUUGUGAUUAGCUAGUAAGUAAUUGCCAUUCUAGUCGCAUCUUGAUGAUUGUGUGCUGCGAAUUAAAUUUAAAUUGAAAGCGAAAAUUAGGUAGGUAUAAAAAGCUUCUAAGUUUACGCUUAUGAUCAAAAUGUACUGUGUCUGUCGCAGGUUUUAUGCUAACAGUCAAAUGAGCGCAAUGAAAAAUUAUUUGCCACAGGUUCUCAUUUGAAAAUCUAUUUUCAGCCAUGAUUUUCUAAGAAAGAAAAAAAGAAAAAAAUUAAAGAGGAUUAUGGAGAGGGAGUUUAGAUUAAAAUUCCUGGGUGCUCUCGAAAAGUUCCUUGAAUGAAAAUCUCAUCAAGAAAUCCUCUUGAGUCUUAAUCUUUCGCUUCGAUCACUAAAUCGAUGGUGGAAUCAUGAAAA